Diuraphis noxia (Russian wheat aphid) is the source of this 3078-nucleotide messenger RNA. RefSeq names its product early estrogen-induced gene 1 protein. Lineage: Eukaryota; Metazoa; Arthropoda; Insecta; Hemiptera; Aphididae. The record is from RefSeq and is a predicted model, not a curated record.
UUGUUAUUUGUUGUCAAGUGUUAUUGUUUUGCCCCGACGGCGACGUCGACUUUCCCAGUUUCCCAUAGGGAUCUAAAUAGCAAUACAAUAUAAUAUAUAUAAUAUUUGUGUAUAUUUAAUAUUUAUUAAUAUAUGUGUAUACAUACGUUGUACGUAAUAUGUAUCGGUGAUAUGUGAGUGUGUAUUUGUGUUAAAAUCGUACGUCGUCGAUCGUUGGGUAAACAUCUAACAUUUUUUAAUUUUUACAAUAGUUUACCUUCUGUUUUAUGUCCUCUAAGAGUCAUUUUGUAAAAAUUGAUCGAGUGCAAUGUGUUUAUUUUUCUUUUGUCAAGAAGUCUCCAGAAUAUGAAUUCAAUACAGCUUAACUAGUAGAUGAUCCACUGACGCUCUUGCAGGGUCAAAAUGUCAUUCAUGGUGAAGAAGAAAAGAUACAAGUUUACUGUUAAUCUUUGCCUUGAAGAUUUAACAGCCGUCCCAUUUGUCAAUGCUGUAUUGUUUGCUAAAGUUCGGUUACUGGAUGGUGGGAAUUUCAGUGAUACUUCAUCCAGAGAGGAGGUUCGAGAUCACACGGUCCGGUGGGGUGCUAAAUUCGAGUUCGUUUGCAAAAUGAGUGCUAACGCGUCGACCGGAAUAUUGGACCCGUGUAACCUUCGGAUAUCUGUUCGCAAAGAAUUAAAAGGCGGUCGCAGCUUUCAAAAACUCGGUUUCACCGACGUUAAUUUAGCUGAACUGGCUGGAGCUGGUUUGAGUUCGAGGCGUUGUCUGCUGGAAGGGUAUGACACCCGGCAUCAUCGACAGGACAACUCGAUGCUCCGGAUAUCCGUGUCCAUGAACAUGUUAUCUGGAGACAUAUUAUUCAAAGUGCCAACAUCCGCUUUAAAUCAAACACCUACCACCAACGGUGAUAUCCCGCAACGCGAAGAUACCGAAUACCCAAGCAGCGGAUUCGGCAGUCUGCCGAAUACACGAUCAUUGUUUCCAUCAGACAUUCCAUCCAUAAGUGGUUUAGAUAAACACGAUGCUGUGUCCGAGUCGAAUCAAAAUCAUUCGGAACAAUUAGAAGACGAUGCGAUGGUGAUGGUGCACGACAACGCUGCCGCGCCCACGGCCACUAACCACUUGACCGGCUCGAGUGGACAUUCCCGUAACUCAUCGAACACAAGCAAAGGCUCUAGUUCUCACAACUCUCAUUCGAGGCACAGCAGUUCCGGUGACAGUGGACACGUCCGGUCACCGUCCUGGCCCGUGUGGUCACCUAAUUUGUUGCCACCGCCGGCCACGCCGCCACCGGCCACGCCGCCACCGUCGCCGCCGCAUGAACAGCACCCGCAGCAGCCUCCCACUACGCCAUUGUGGAGCAGUCCUCGGUCCAGAUUCUGGUCGCUCCGUCAGUCCAAACACCAGCAGCCGUCGCCUCAAGUUUGCACCCACCAGGACGCGUUCCGGACACCGGAAAACAAGCACGGUGGAGGGUUCCGGUUCCCGCCAUGGUCUGGACCUUCACCCCGGACUAACUCGUCGCCUGGCUUAUUGCCCCCGACCCCAGAUUCCCCUAAUAGGGGAAGUUGUAUGCACCACCGUAAACUGCUAUUGGAAAGCACGACUUCGGGUGGUUGUGGUGCAAUGCUGCCGGGUYUGCUCAACAUGAACUCGCUUCAAAAGCUUCCGGAACUGGACAAAUCGCUCAGUACUUCUGACACCUUAGUGUCAUCUCCAUUCAGGCGGCCAAGUCAAAUUCUGACGUCUAGCGGCACGGCCAUAUCCACAUCCCAAGCAUCUCCCGUGCUCAGUGUUGUCGAGACCGGUUCGUUGGAUCGCGGUAAAGCUGCGCUGGAGCGACGCAAAAAGUCGGCUACGACGGGUGGCAGUGUCACUGACGAUAGCUGUGCUAAGGCCACCGGGCGUGUGGAGGUGACCAGGGUUAACCCGGAUAGUCUCAUUGACCAGCUGCUCAGGGCCACCAAUCUAGAUGAUCAUUCAGCUGACGAAGAUAGCAAGCACAGAUCAGGGCUACAGUUGUUCAUCGCCAAAGAUGGUACGACCACACUUGGCAGUCAGGACGUCAAGUGUCACAUGUCUAACAGUCUAUUUAAACAGGUGGUGAUGGAAGAUAAUAGAUAACGCCUAAAGUGUGUAUAUCUAAGAUAUUUAAAUAUUCACGAGCUUAACGCUUUUUUUAUUUUAUGAAAAAGCUUACUUUGACUGAACACCCUAUACGUUUGGUUGUGGAGCUGCUUUCCAUUCAUCGUACGGAACAUGCAUUGCCACUAAUAGUCAUACUACAGAUUUACUGUCAUCAGAGCCCUUCGAAGAUGUUAUUAUCUAUUAGUCCGACCAACAAAGUUUUAUACACACAUCCAAAUUAUAUAAAAAUUAAAUUUGUUUACAAUAUUAAUAUAUAUUAAUUUAUAUAUUAUAUAACCUAUAUUGUUAAAUGCUGCUCUCCUYAUAUGAUUGCAUACAUUACUAAAYGAAACUGUGAAACUAUCACUGUUAAUUAUAUAUUUUGGUAUCUGAAUUAUGUUGAUCCUUUGUAGCUUGUUAUCAAGAACUCUUAUAUUUUUUAUCUCCCCACGUAUCAUCGUGUCAUGUUAAACAAUAAACAGCAAUGUAUUCGAGAUUAGACAGUCCUUCGUGUAAUGAACGAUUAAGUCACAAAACAAUGUUCCUAUAAAAGUYAUAGAUGUGUACAAUGACAUUAGUGUUGACAUCUGUUAUCAAGUAUACAUGUCAUGAAUAUAUUUAAUUAUAUAAAAGUAAAAUAUAUUAUGAUAUCUGAACUGUUGUGCUUUCAUUGCACACCGCAAAUAUUUCAAUCGUUUUCRCCAAAUGGACUUUGCUAUGGGACAAUUAAGGCUCCCUAUACAACUUUGUCAAUUUAGAAACGAUAUUCAUUUCAUUGUCAAACAUAUUUAUAUUUAUUUAUUUAUUUUCAUUAUUAUAAACAACACCAUUGAUCUCUCUCAGAUAAAUUAACCUGUGAAACAUGCAGUCACGUCAUUAAUUAUGCACGGCAUAUUAUAUUAUAAUUUAUAAGCAUUAUCUUGUAUUAUUAAUUAUUUAUUGUUUUUUUUUUUU